AUUAGCCCCAGCAAAUUAAGCUGGACAUGAACUGCAAAGGAAAGAGCAAUUAACCAUGGGGAAAGCAGUCGAGAAGCCUCACGUUAUCUGCAUCCCAUACCCUACUCAAAGUCAUAUAAGCGCAAUGCUUAAGUUGGCCAAACUUCUCCACCACAAGGGCUUUCACAUAACAUUUGUUCACACAGAAUAUAACUACAAGCGUUUGUUGAAGUCACGAGGUCCCAACUCUCUGGAUGGUUCACCAGAUUUCAAUUUUGAGACCAUCCCAGAUGGCCUCCCCCCAUCUGAAAAUGAUGAUUGUACUCAAGAUGUUUUCCAGCUUUGUCUUUCAAUUGAAAAACAUUGCUACGGUCCUUUCGUUGAUCUAGUUAGGAAGCUCAACAAAAGGGCUUCAGUUGAUGAUGAUUAUCCUCCUGUAAGUCGUAUAAUAUCAGAUACUGUUAUGUCAACAUUCACACUUGAAGCAGCUCAAGAACUAGGACUUCCAAAUGUACUGUUUUGGACUGUCAGUGCAUUCACUGUCAUGUGCUUCUUGCACUUCCCUCAUCUUCGUGAACGAGGGUAUACACCUCUUAAAGACGAGAGUUAUUUUACAAAUGGGUACAUGGACAACACUAUUGAUUGGAUUCCUGGAAUCACUAGCAUACGCUUAAGAGAGAUGCCAACAAUAAUCUGGACAAGUGAUCCCAAGGAUGAAUUUGUGGACUAUUUCAUAAGGCUAAUGCCAAGAACUUGCCAGGGUUCAGCCCUGAUUUUGAACACUUUUGACGAGCUAGAGCAUGGUAUUUUGAAGGAAUUUUCUUCAAUGAUGGAUCAUGUAUACACUCUUGGACCAAUUCACUUGCUUAUGAACGAUAUGCUAAAAGAUGACCACUACACUGAAUCCAUCCAAUCCAAUCUAUGGAAAGAAGAUGAUACUUGCAUCGAAUGGCUGAAUUCCAAGGGGCGUGGCUCAGUUGCUUAUGUUAACUUUGGUAGCAUUACAGUAAUGACUGAAGAUCAGUUGAUUGAGUUUGCAUGGGGACUUGCUAAUAGCAUGCAAAACUUUCUGUGGAUCAUCAGGACUGAUCUUGUUAAUGGAGGGCCAGUUGUUCUGCCGCCUGAAUUUCUGACUGCUACUAAGGAUAGAGGGAUGUUAGCAACUUGGUGUAACCAAGAACUUGUUCUUAAUCACCCAUCAAUUGCUGUAUUCUUAACACACUGUGGGUGGAAUUCUAUCCUUGAAAGCUUGUCUGCUGGAGUACCAAUGAUUUGCUGGCCAUUUUUCGGCGAUCAACAGCCUAAUUGUUUAUGCUGUUGCAAUUACUGGGAUGUUGGCGUGGAGAUAGACAGUAAUGCGAACAGAACACAGGUGGAGAAGGUGGUAAAAGAGUUAAUGGAGGAUGAAAAGGGCAAGGAGAUUAAGAAGAAGACAUUGGACUGGAAGAGUAAAGCCCAAAAAGCAAUAAAACCGGGUGGAUCUUCCUACUUAAAUCUAGACAAGAUGAUUGAAGAAGUGCUUCUGUCCCCUAAAAUUUAAAUGAUGUAUUAAACCCUUUUUUUCAUUCCAUUCAAGGAACAUCAUGGUCCGUAGUUAUUCAGCAUUACGAUCAUGGACUCUUUACUUUUAUUCUUUCUUGUUUGAAGUGUGGAAAUUUUACUUAAGAAUCCAAUGCCUGUCUUUAA
Molecule: messenger RNA, 1665 nt
Organism: Coffea eugenioides
Lineage: Eukaryota; Viridiplantae; Streptophyta; Magnoliopsida; Gentianales; Rubiaceae
Product: 7-deoxyloganetin glucosyltransferase-like
Exons: 2
Coding region: 56-1519 (487 amino acids)
Molecular function (GO): UDP-glycosyltransferase activity
Source: RefSeq, a predicted model, not a curated record